Drosophila albomicans is the source of this 770-nucleotide messenger RNA. RefSeq lists its product as uncharacterized. Bases 94 to 612 code for a protein of 172 amino acids. NCBI's taxonomy places the organism in Eukaryota, Metazoa, Arthropoda, Insecta, Diptera, Drosophilidae. The transcript has a single exon. The record is from RefSeq and is a predicted model, not a curated record.
UGUUGUGAUCGCCAGGUGAACGAAGGUUGUGCCGCGGACCAAAAAACCAUUUCGUAAAAGGAUAUUCAAAGCAGCAGUCGAAGCAGUCUCAUCAUGUCCGGAAAACUGAUAAUGAAACGCAAGCGUGCGGAUCAGCGUAGAGCUCAGCAAGCGGAUGAACAGCAGCAGCAGCAACAGCAACAGCAACCCAGUCAAGGCAACGAGCCAGUCCCCGAGAAGCGUCAUCGCCCAGGAUCGGAUACUCCACCAGCAGAGCUGGAGCAAUCACCAGCAUUGGCAGCCAACAAUUCCAAUAGCAUUUUACUCGAGGCGCUGCAAAAGAUCAUGGAACUGCAGGCAGAGCUGGAUUCCUUCGAGCACGAUUUGGAUGAGCGUGAAGAGGUUAAUGCCCAUCUCGAUGCCGAUGAAGAAGAGCAUUUGGAUGCCGAGGUAGCUGCUAACUUUGCGCCGCCAGCGAGUCGACGCACUGAGGCCGAAGCUCUGGGAUUUGCGAUGUGCGCACGCGAAACGUUGUUGUUCCUGCAGAGCGAAGGCGUCUCCACGGAGUCAGUGCUGUAUAAGACACUGCUGGGCAAGCUGGUGGGUCAAAGUGACGGACUGCUGCACGCCUAAGUGCGACACCCUGUAUUAUACCCCCAGUGGAGCAAUCUAGUCAAUUUACUGCAAUCUCAUUGCGAGUAAAACCAAAAAGUUGCAGCUGCUUGCAGAUGCAAGCAACUAAAACACAUAGUUCUAAGUUGUUUACUCUAGUCAGUUAUUGUGAAGCAAUA